Molecule: messenger RNA, 4089 nt
Organism: Pungitius pungitius (ninespine stickleback)
Lineage: Eukaryota; Metazoa; Chordata; Actinopteri; Perciformes; Gasterosteidae
Gene: tefb
Product: TEF transcription factor, PAR bZIP family member b
Exons: 4
Coding region: 563-1738 (391 amino acids)
Biological process (GO): regulation of transcription by RNA polymerase II
Cellular component (GO): nucleus
Molecular function (GO): DNA-binding transcription factor activity, RNA polymerase II-specific; RNA polymerase II cis-regulatory region sequence-specific DNA binding
Source: RefSeq, a predicted model, not a curated record
UGUGUAUGUGUUGAUGCAGGCUUUUGAUCUGUGGACAUGAUGGAAGUGUACAAGUGUGUUUAUAAUUUAGUCUGCUUCAGAGGGAUGUGGCCUCAGUAGCUGGAGUAAGCGAGUAGGGACACUUGCUGCAGGAGACUCUGUGUUUUGAUGUGGUCAACGUGCCAUAGACUGUCAAAAUAAUUAAAGUCUGUAAGUACAGUUGGUCUUCAUCUGGACAAUUUGCGGCUAAUGAGAAGCGCUCCGACCACGUUACAGACACACUGGUCGGACUGUAACACGGGCAGCACUCGCAGCCAAUCAGCUUCUACUAUUCUACGAGUGGGCGGGGCGUGUGGGUCAUGAAUAUCCAACAAGCGCGCUUGCGGGACAGACAACAAGGGGCUUCUGUAGUGUUGUUUUGCAGCCUAAAAAGCGUUCAUAAGAGCCCUGGACGCAGCACGCCCUCUUGAAAGGAAGUGACAAUCUGCCUUCCGAGGUGUUGCUUUUGCUUCCCGGUGAAGGAGGCAGACGCCCGGCGAGCUUCAGGCCAUCGCGCCGGUCUGAUAAGAGUUAAACAGGAAACAUGUCUGACAAAGCCGCGGUCACAGUGUCUCUUCAGCCCAGCGAUAAGGUCGAUACGACGGAACCGCCGAAGACCUUUCCCUUUGUUUUGAAGAAGAUCAUGGACAUCCCACCUCCUAACAUCCUGGAAGAGGGCGACGACGGUAAGAGCAGAAUGCGAAAAGAAAUAGAGAAAGAGAAGCUUUGCUCCACUGAGAAUGUGGGGGGAGGCGGGGCUGGAGCAGCCAGUGCUGGUGCAGGUUCUAGAGAAGGAGGAGGAGGAGGCGGCGGUGGCAGCGUAUCAGCAUCCUUAACCCCAGCCAUUUGGGAGAAGACCAUUCCCUACGAUGGAGAGACCUUCCACCUGGAGUACAUGGACCUGGAUGAGUUCCUCCUGGAGAACGGGAUCCCUGCGACCCUGGAGGAGGAGGAGCUCCAGAAGACUCUAGCCUCGGUGGGAUUUAAAGGAAAAUUUGUCCCCAAGGUUACUGCAAGAGCCACGGCUGCUGGCACCCCUGACCCCACCUCCGCAUUAACGCCGUCCAUCUCCGCCACAUCUACGGUCACCUCUGAUCCAGAAGAAGAGGCGACCGUCACUAUGUUGCAACCAGCUAAGUUAGAGGAAGAAGAAUUAGAGGAAGAAGAAUUAGAGGAAGAAGAAGAGGAACAACAAGAAGAAGAAGAAGAAGAAGAGGAGGAGAUGGAGGAGGAAGAAGAAAAAGAAAAAACGGAAUCUUUGCCUCGGGUGGCAAAAACAGAAGUGCAAGAAAAGAAAACAGAUCGUAACACUCCCUCCCCCGUCGACCCAGAAGCCAUCGAGGUGGACAUUAACUUCCAGCCGGACCCCACAGAUCUGGUCCUGUCCAGCGUCCCGGGGGGAGAGCUGUUCAACCCUCGCAAGCACAAGUUCUCCGACGAGGAGCUGAAACCGCAGCCGAUGAUCAAGAAAGCCAAGAAAGUGUUUGUUCCCGACGAGCAGAAGGAUGACAAAUACUGGUCCAGGAGGAAGAAGAACAACGUGGCAGCAAAGCGCUCCCGCGACGCGCGGCGGCUGAAGGAGAACCAGAUCACGGUGCGCGCCUCCUUCCUGGAGCGGGAGAACGCGGCGCUGCGGCAGCAAGUGGCCGAGAUGCGGAAGGACUGCGGCCGCUGCAAGAACAUCCUGUCCCGAUACGAGGCGAAGUACGGGCCACUGUAAAGAGCUCGCCCCCACCCCCCAGCCCCCGCCUUCCCCACACCCAAAAGUAUCUAUGAUACGAAAAGCAGAACUCCCCUCCCCGCAGAAUUCAACGCAGACCCGCACCACCAAGGAAUUCCAAAUUUCCACCGUGGUCUUUACUGACCUCCAGUCUUGGUUUUCGAGCUCCAGCUGCCGUUUCUAAAGCGACGCAGGAGUUUUGCAUACACAUUGGCAGGCAGUAAGGCAUGAUGGGAGCGGUGGGAAGGCCUGUGGAGAGCGCCUGGCUCCUACACUUAAGAGAGGAAAGGGGACGAUUGUGGACUCUUUCCAUGUGGUCAAACACACACGGCGAGUCCAGUCGGUCCUGAGGCGCUCUCAGGAAGUAUGACAAGAGCCGAGUGGUACGAGAGAGUCACACAGAUCAGUUUUUAUCACUGCACUGCACUUCUUCUUCUUCGUGGACCAAAGCAUGAGUCAGUAUCAAGUCUCAGAAGGGUACACACUGUUCCGCCCCUCACAUUUACAUGUGUCGUGCUCACGUUUGUGUCUGUACUUUUAUUUUUCAAAGAACCCGUGGCAGGGUAGGAGGUAGGAUUGCACAGGGCCAAUUCACCUUCACAGCGCUACUUCCAGCUCACAGAGAAAGAGAGCUUCAGGUCGGAGGAGGAGGAGGAGGAGGGGUUCAGUCACAGGCGUUCUGUCUCGUAGCCCACGUGCACGCACGCGGAUAAAAACCGCUUGUACGUGUAAUCCAUUCUUGCGCUUUCUCUUCAAGAACACAAUGUGUGGGUUUGAAGAUUAUAGUGGUGGCAGGUAUCUUCUGUAUUCACCUCCAGACAAGAGUAGCUCUUUUGGGGGAAUAACACAUGCAUUACCUUCCAUUUAAAGCUAAUGUGAUCCAAUUUCCUUUCAUACUAACCUCAGAACAGCUUGCAGGGCCUCCACACAAUAUUUUAUAUUGAAAGAAGAAAGACUUAAGCUUUCACUUAGAAGGUGAUGUAUAUUUUACAAAUGAAGACAGAGUUGCAGGGUUUUUUUCUGCAGGUAACUGGAAGGCGGUCGUCAGGUGAUCUCCGUGGCCCUCACCGGUGGAGGGGUAUGUCGAUGCGUAGGGAUGUUUAUUUCACUGCUCACUGCAGAUAGAGGGCGCUAGAGCUACUGCCUGCCGUGAUGGCUGGAUUGAUUUAAAACAAAAAUAUUUAGACAGUCCCAAAGUUGACUGCGUCUAAACCUUGUAAAUACAUGUUUUUCUCAUGGUUUGUAUUUCCUUAGACAGGAAAUAUGGCCGCGUCCUUACCAACCCAAUACUAGUCUGAGUGCUGUAUUCAUUCUGAUGGUAAUAACGCAUCUGUUGAUAGUGAUGUUUAACAUGUUGGAUAAUUCCUUUUGAAGAACAAUUAUUUUAAUGAAACCAAUGCAGGGAUAUCAAAGGGAUAAUUGUGCUUUGUUUUAAAAACAGAUUAAUAUAGUUUUAUGGGACCCCCUCCGUCUCUAUACAUACAGCAUGUGUUUAAAAACACAAAGGACAGGACACACUCUUGUUUACCUCAUCCAGCACUUCCUAGUUUCAAUGGUGAAAUGUGUAGUCAGGCUACAAAAUGGUCGUACCUGAAGCAAAAAGCACAUUAAAAAGCAGCUUUGAUCCAUUCGGCAAAACCUGGACUGAGUCGAUUAAAUUGAGUCUGUCAUUUGUUGACUAAUCUAGACACAGACUGUCAUAUGGGACUCUGUAUCUCAGUGUCUUUGGCCGAUGCACAUUUAGUCAUCUGUCAGUUUGUGUUUAUAAUCGCGGUGAUUUUGUAAUGUGGCAAUAAUACUGUCAUGAAAUGCUUGUUUAAUUUCUAUGAUGUUGUUGUAUGUUGUAUGUUGAGUUGAUGUACUAAAUAUGAAAUGCCCCAAAAGUCAUGUGUGCUUCCAGUUCAGAUCCUCUAGUCUGGGAUCUUAAUGCAUGAAACCCGGUAAACUUGUCUUUUGUUUGUUUUUCUCUUGAAUAUUUUACACCAAGUGUACUUAUGUCUGCAAACUAUUACUGAAAACUAGAUAUGUUUUGGAAGGGUAUGUUGAUGGUCUCUUGUACAGCUGUCAAAAGCAAACGCAUAUCAUUAAAAUAAUGUUAGGUAUUUAUGACUCUUCAUAGCAUUAUAGAACCAGCCGUCCAGCGCUUGACCUUGGGCCCAACAUCUGCUAAAGACAGCAUCUUUUAAUCACUGUGUGGAUUGUUGUUUAACGAAGAUGAAUCUAUAUCCAGAUACACUGGAUCAGUUUGUGAUUCUGUUUCUUAGCAAUGUGUUUUAUUCUGCAUUGACAUUCAAACUUUGCUACAUUAUGCUGUUUAUACAUAAAUAUAGUUGAUUGCAAACAUUCAGUUU